Adineta steineri is the source of this 1638-nucleotide messenger RNA. Lineage: Eukaryota; Metazoa; Rotifera; Eurotatoria; Adinetida; Adinetidae. The record is from the annotation of a GenBank genome assembly.
AUGUCGAAUGAAAAAAAUUCUCAACGUCUUUAUCUUGGACUUGAUUUGAGUACACAACAAUUGAAAGGUAUAGUCAUCGAUGAACAAUUACAAACAAUUGCUGAAGAAGCAAUUAGUUUUAAUGAUAAAUCAUUACUUACUCAUCAUGUUCAACCAAAUGGUUUUAUUGUUGAUAAAGAUGAUAAACGUUGUAUAACAACACCGGUGUUUGUAUUUCUUGAAGCAAUUGAUGUUUUAUUUCAAAAAUUACACGAUCAAAAAAAAUUUGAUCUAUCAAAUAUUGUUGGAAUAUCUGGAUGUGGACAACAACAUGGAAGUGUUUAUUGGAAAACCAAAACAGAAUUAGAAAGUUUGAAAAAUUUCAAUAGAGAAAAAACUUUAUCACUUGUUGAUAUUUUACAAUCAUCAUUUUCUCGUAUUGAUUGUCCAAUUUGGAUGGAUUCAUCAACAACAGAUGAAUGUCAAAUGAUAGAAAAAGCUGUUGGUAAUGCACAAAAUCUUUUUCAAAUAACUGGAUCAAAAGCCUAUGAACGAUUUACUGGUAGUCAAAUAAUGAAAGUAGCAAGAAAAACAUCAGAUGUUUACGAACAAACAGAACGUAUACAAUUAAUAAGCAAUUUUCUUGCUAGUAUUUUACUUGGUGAAUAUGCUCCAAUUGAUUUAUCUGAUGGUUCAGGCAUGAAUUUACUUGAUAUUCGUCAACAUAAAUGGUCAAAAGAAUGUCUGAAUACAUGUGGAAAAGAUUUAGAAAAAAAACUUUCGGAAAAACUUGUCUAUCCAAGAACAGCACUUGGUACAAUCGCAAAAUAUUUUGUAGAACGAUAUGGUUUCAAUACUCAAUGUCAAAUUGUAUCAUGUACAGGAGAUAAUCCAUCAUCUUAUUAUGCAUUAGCAUCUGAUCCAAAAACAGUUGUUAUUAGUUUAGGAACAAGUGAUACAGUUAUGGCUUCAAUUCCUGCAUCUGCAAUGCCAAAAGAAGCACUUGAUGGUCAUUUACUUGUUAAUCCACUUACAGCGAAUCCCGAAAGUAAUCUUUUAAUGUUACUUCUUUGUUUUAAAAAUGGAUCGCUUGUACGAGAACGUGUACGUGAAGAAAUAGCUGCAAAAGAUUGGCAAGCAAUGAGUAAACUUCUCGGUGAAACAACACCAUCAAAUAAUGGUUUUAUUGGAUAUUUUUAUGAUGAUCAUGAAAUAUUACCACAAAAUAUUCAAGGAAGAUUUUAUUUUAAUAAAGAUGGUCAACAAAUAAAUGAUCUUGAAGCAAUAUAUAAAGCAAGAGCUGUACUCGAAGGACAAUGUCUUGCAAAACGACUUUAUUUACAAAAAGCGAAUGUUGAUUUAAAUAAUAGUGUUGACCGAAUUGUAGUUACUGGUGGUGCAUCUGCUAAUACUGAUUUAUUACAAAUUUUAGCAGAUGUCUUUGGUAAAACAGUUUAUACUGCUUUAGCACCUAAUUCAGGUGCAUUAGGUGGUGCUUUACGUGCUAUUGAUGUUAUUAAUCAAAAACCAAAUUCAACAAGUUCAACUGUUGAAUGUCUUGUUGCUGCUCAACCACGUAAUAAAUUUACCGCAAUCUAUAAUGAAAUGCUUGCUGGUUAUGCUAAAUUAGAAGAUAAAAUCGUCAAAGGCAUAAAAUAG